Cajanus cajan (pigeon pea) is the source of this 339-nucleotide messenger RNA. RefSeq lists its product as uncharacterized. The record is from RefSeq and is a predicted model, not a curated record. NCBI's taxonomy places the organism in Eukaryota, Viridiplantae, Streptophyta, Magnoliopsida, Fabales, Fabaceae.
AUGGCUGUGACAGUGGACAGGCUCCUUAUUGUUGUGACGAACUCUUUGGAUGGAAAUUUGGACUUAACCGUUAGUUGCAACAAUGUUGAAGCUGCACAUCGCCUUAUCAAACCUGGUCAAUACUUUGAAUGGAUUUAUACUGGUUAUGUUUCACCAAGCAAGCCACCAUUCCUUUGUUCCUUUCAAUGGAAAGGUGCCUCUCAGUCGUUUAAUAUGUACUAUCCGUUUUAUGAUAAUGAUUGCGAAGAGUGCCAUUGGUAUAUACAUCAAACUGGACCAUGUAGGGUGUAUUUUGGUGAUGAAGGCCAGCGUUCUCUUCGUUGCUCUAAAUGGAUUUAA